This is a messenger RNA of Trematosphaeria pertusa, 1080 nucleotides long. RefSeq names its product S-adenosyl-L-methionine-dependent methyltransferase. The transcript has a single exon. Lineage: Eukaryota; Fungi; Ascomycota; Dothideomycetes; Pleosporales; Trematosphaeriaceae. The record is from RefSeq and is a predicted model, not a curated record. Bases 1 to 1080 code for a protein of 359 amino acids. Gene Ontology annotation, molecular function: methyltransferase activity.
AUGCCAUGCGAUCAGCCAGAACAAGACCGCCUGGCCCUUCAGCACCAAGUCUAUCUCCUUGCCCUAAAAGGCAAACUGACUACCACGAGAAUAACUUCGGCCACCAGGCGGAUCCUGGAUCUGGGUACCGGGCCAGGAUAUUGGGCCGUCGCCAUGGCCCAGCAGUAUCCCCACGCUGAAGUAGUGGGCGUCGACAUGGCAGUAUGGGACAUUGAAACAACUGAAGCAGUCGCACCGAAUGCCCGCGUGACGUGGGAGAUUGACGACCUCGAUGUCUGGGGUGUGGAACCCGAACUAGACGACGUGACUCUAAGGCUGGAGCGCUACAACCCAUAUCGCGACCACGCCAACCGCGAGCCGCUCGACUCCCCCGCGAAGCAGAAAACAAAAGCGAGCGACUCACAGACCCAUACGCAACCUCAUACGCCAUCGGACCCGUCUUUCGACCUGUACUCGCUCGAACCUGAAGUGCAGCCAGGCUGGCAUUUCAGCGACACGUUCGACCUCAUACACAUGCGCAGCAUGAAGGGAGUCUUCGCGUACUGGGAAGGCGUCUAUGAUGAGAUAUACAAGAACCUAUCGCCAGGCGGCUGGGUCGAGAUUGCGGACUACGACAUGACGAUGCCCAGUCUAGAAGAAAUGGCCGGCAUCGAAGAGUUUCCAUUCCCGGCCCUCCGCAAACUGUACCUCGGCGUCAUGCAAGCGUCCUUCAAGAGCGGUCGCCCCAUCGGCACAUACUACAUGCACCCAACAUACCUCGAGGAUGCGGGUUUCAAAGAUGUGCAGACGACAUACGUCAACGUGCCGAUAGGGCAGUGGCCCGAGGACGAGGAGCAGAGAAAGAUUGGAAAGCUCUUCCUCGUCUCUGUCAUGGAGAUGUUGGAGGCAAACCUGCUCCGCCUGUUGACGGUGUGGGGCGAUGCGGAAAAGAUAUGGAGCGUGGAGGAGGUCAAGGACGAGAUCGAGAGGGGGAAGAAAGAGAUCCUAGAGUGGAGUCGCGGGCCGGAUCGGCAGGGUAAGACAGAGGGUUGGUGUGCGAGUUUUAAAUGGAUUGUUGGGAGGAAGAGUAAGAACGCUUGA